Messenger RNA from Sclerotinia trifoliorum, 3656 nucleotides. The record is from the annotation of a GenBank genome assembly. NCBI's taxonomy places the organism in Eukaryota, Fungi, Ascomycota, Leotiomycetes, Helotiales, Sclerotiniaceae.
GAGGUUCAAUAUUUGAACAACAUUGGGUGAGUUGUAACAUUUUCCCAUGGAUGGCCUAAUGCCAUUUGUGGUCGGUAGAAGCUCGGUAAAAUCACCAUCGUCAUCUCUAAGUAGAGGUGAGAGGAUACAACACGAAAAUAAAGCUACAUGCGCCAAUGAAUGAAAUAACCCACAACCCGAAUGGAUAUAUGAACAUAAGAUGUACUGAGGAUCAAUGAAUGGUUCUCCAGCUACAAUCUUCAUUUUAUUUAAAGCUGGCAGUUAGACGCCAUGCUUUCCGCCUUUACAGCUCGACCUAUCGUUGAGCUUCGCCAGCGAGACAAAUCGAAGAUUGAGUCUAUACUUGCAUUUGGUAAGUUUACAGCUUGAGGAAGAAGCUUCAACUAAUUAUAUACAGGCGAUCGAUUAAUAGUUGGUCUAAAUACGGGAAGUUUACGCAUAUAUCAAGUGAACGACACACCGGGCGAUGUCGGUUUACUUCGAGAGGUCGAGAAGUUCUCUACUCGAGCAAUAGAGCAACUCGCACGAAUAAAGGAGGCCAAUGUUUUGAUAUCUUUAUCGAAUUACUAUGUCUCGAUACAUGAUCUGCAGACGUAUGCCUUGCAGGAACAGUUGACGAGGACUAAGAAUGCUUCCACUUUCGCCGUAACAUCAAAUAUUGUCAAAGACCCAGCCACGGGAAUACCAGAAAUUAUAUCAAGACUUGCAGUUGCCGUCAAACGAAGGUUGUUGAUAUGGUCAUGGCACCAAUCUGAGUUGUCGUCCGAGACGACGGAAAUUACGCUCGCAGAAUCUAUUCGAACUUUGACUUGGGCAUCUGCGACUAAGAUAAUUUGUGGCAUGAACUCUGGAUAUGUCAUUGUCGAUAUCAAUUCCCAUGAAAUUGAAGAUAUUGUUGGGCCAGGAGCUAUUGGAGGCGCGACAAGUAAUCAAGGCGGUAGAUUUGGUGGUAUGGGUUCUGCAAGCAUGGGUUAUAUGGGUCUAGGAGGCUAUAUACCCAAGCCAUUGGCGACGAAGCUUGCAGAUGGAGAAAUUCUGCUUGCGAAGGAUAUAAAUUCUCUUUUCAUAACAUCGGAAGGGAAGCCAAUAGAGAAAAGACAAAUCCCUUGGCAGCCAGCGCCAGACGCUAUUGGAUAUUCGUAUCCAUAUAUUAUUAUUCUUCAAGCACCAUCUAAAGGAAUGCUCGAGGUUAGGAAUCCGGAUACCCUAUCCCUUUUGCAAACGAUACCGCUGCCUAACGCGAAUCAAUUGCAUUUCCCACCUCCGAAUAUUAGCUUAGCACACGCUGGAAAAGGUUUCCAUGUGGCUAGUGAGCGAUGUAUAUGGCGAAUGGGCGCUACGGAUUAUGAUUCACAAAUUGACGAACUCGUUGCAAAGGGACGUUACGAUGAAGCACUUAGCAUCCUUAAUAUGCUCGAAGAUGCUUUACUAAAUAAUAAGACUGAACGGGUACAACAAGUAGAAGCUCUCAAGUCGAAACUUCACUUUGAUCAACAAAUUGAGCAAGCUCAGGCUUUGUUUAAUCAACGCAAGUACCGUGCAGCAAUCGAUAUAUUUAUUGCUAUUGAAGCACCUCCGGAACAUGUGAUCAAGUUGUAUCCGAAGGCAAUUGCUGGUGAUCUAUCGGUAGUUGAGGAGAAAAAUGGCGAUGUCGAAACAGAUAACGAUGAAGCCAAUGGUAGUGCAAAUAGCGAUUCAGAUUCCAAGGAUUCCCUAAAGCCAGCCGCCGUCAAGAAAUUAAUUAGGAACCAUCAAAAAUCUAGCUCGGAUGCAUCGUCAAUUAGAUCCUUUGUGAAGCAUGAUAACUCAGACAAUGACAAUGCAAGUAUAAAAGCAGUUCCAGUUGAAGAUGGCCCUCUCGAAGGCAAAGAUCUCAUUACAGCAGCCAAGGAGCUUAACGCUUUCCUUGUGGAUGCGCGAACGAGACUGAAGAAGUUCUUAGAUUCCGAGACCGGCAAAAUCAUUCAUCCGAAAGAAAAUGGCCACGGAGAAGCACCUGAACCCACAUUUGAUUCUCUUCUGGCUGCUCCCGAGUCCGAAGCUGAAGCAGAGAAAGACCGCGAGCAAAAAUUGCUGGAAACCGCGAAAUUAGUAGAUACUACUCUUUUCCGUUCUUAUAUGCUAUCAAUGCCGAGUUUGGCGGGACCACUCUUUCGAUUGCCAAACUUCUGUGAUCCAGAUGUGGUCAAUGAGAAACUAUUAGAGACCGGAAGAUACAAUGACCUCGUUGAUUUCUUCCAUGGCAAAAAAUUGCAUCGUCCUGCAUUGGAGCUUCUCAAGAAGUUUGGUAUGGGAGAAGAGGAGAAUGAACAAGCUCCAACGUUACAUGGACCUCAAAGAACCGUUGGCUAUCUUCAACAUUUACCUCCCGAGAUGAUUGAUCUGAUUCUCGAAUUCGCAGAAUGGCCUCUACGAGCUGAUCCUGAUCUUGGUAUGGAAAUAUUCCUAGCUGAUACAGAGAAUGCGGAGACAUUACCGAGAGAGAAAGUCCUCAAUUUUCUGCACAACAUCGAUAUCAAUCUUGAGGUUAGGUACUUGGAGCAUGUGAUCAAUGAGCUUAAUGAUAUGACUGCCGAUUUUCAUAAUCGACUUGUUGGGGCAUAUAUGCAAGAAUUGAAGCAGAGGCUGGAUAGAGAUUCCGAACAAUGGAAAGAUCUGAUGGGACGAAUGGUAUCGUUCUUACGGUCGAGUAACAUAUAUUCUUGUGGAAGGGCAUUUGGGUUGAUAGACAGAGAAGGUAUGAUUCAAUUACUAAAGAUGGAACGUAAAUUCAUUAACAUUCAUUAUAGAUCCGAAUUUCUACGAAGCCCAGGCUGUUGUAUUAAGUAACAUGGGUUCACACAAACAGGCACUUGAAAUAUAUGUAUUCAAGAUCAAGGACUUUGAGAAGGCCGAAGAGUGAGUAUCCGAGCUUGACUUUUGUUGAGAUUGCUUAUGCUAACAUCCUCAGAUAUUGUAACAGGGUCCAUAUGAACCAAGAAGCUUCAACAUCAUCACCAGUCCCAACACACCGCGCAUCGAGAUCAGAGAAGGGUGACCCUCUACCAUCUAUAUAUCACACCCUUCUUUCUCUUUAUCUUAAGCCAUUACCUCCAUAUAAACCUAACUGGCCACCUGCUUUGCAGCUUCUAUCAAGACAUGGAUCACGUCUACCUGCAUCCUCUACCCUUGAUCUGAUUCCGGAAAAACUUCCUGUGGCAGAACUCGAAUCAUAUUUCCGUGGUCGUAUACGAGCCGCAAAUUCGAUCGUCAAUGAAUCUCGGGUCGUGGCAGGAUUGAGAAAAAGUGAAGUUGUGCGUGCGCAAGCAACGUUAUUGCUAGGUGACGGUUUACCCAAUGGUCAAGGGGGGAGGAAUAGGAGAGUUGUCGUAAGCGAUGAGAGGGUAUGUGGUGUUUGUCAUAAGAGAUUGGGAGGUAGUGUUAUUGCGGUCUUGCCGGAUAGUUCGGUUGUACAUUAUGGGUGUUUGGGUCGAGCAAAUGUUCAACGUCCAUCUUCGUCGCGAGGCUCGUGGGGAGGACGAUAAUAUUUAGCUUGUGUGAAUGGUGAUGGUUACACAGCGAUGGAGUUUUUGGAGGGAUUGGCAAUGUAGCAUCGAGCAUUAUAAUCAUGAAAUAAUUCAAUCAUCCUCUUCCACAACCUCUUCACCAUAAUUAUC